Molecule: messenger RNA, 3723 nt
Organism: Ascochyta rabiei
Lineage: Eukaryota; Fungi; Ascomycota; Dothideomycetes; Pleosporales; Didymellaceae
Exons: 2
Coding region: 1-3723 (1240 amino acids)
Molecular function (GO): lipid binding
Source: RefSeq, a predicted model, not a curated record
AUGUCAGGCGUCGAGGAUAUCGAAGGCGCGCGCCGGUCGCACAAGUCGCCAUACACCGGCCGCAACCCCAUACCGACGAUCAAAAAAUACCGCGAAGAAAAGCAGAAGCGACAGGAUCAAUACGGUCACCCAGAGCAGGACGAAGACGGCCAAGAUGAGCGGAGUGCGCGCGACCGAAUUGGCGAUGCAUACAAUGCUUUCACAAAUGGUGCCGAAGCGCACACCGAGGGCAACCAACCCUACGAUGCAGAGAACAAGAACUUGGCGCGAGAGAGAGAGGAGGCUCCAGAUCACGCCGGGAAGACAGUGACCGCGAACAACAGGCAGCUUCCACAAGACAUGGACUCUCAGACAUCAGCAGAGGAUACUACUGAAGGUAUAAUGACUGAGCAGGACCCCAAGAAAGCACGCAAGCACAUGAAAAAGUACAGUGCCGACGGCACAGAGCGAGAGGUCACAGACCCUAUUACACACCUGCCCGUCGUCAUCCACGAUUUCACCGACAAGGAUCUCAAGGGCACUGCAGAGAACGAUCCACCAGUGGGGAUAGAACCGAAGACUAGAACCGGCACCGACGGCAUCGAGAAGACGGAUGAGAUGUUCGAAGAGGAGCAACACGACGCACAAAACUCACACAAAGCUAUGCAAGUCUUAUUCCCCCCUCCUAACUUUGACAACACACGACAAGAAGUCACAGCAGUCUACAAAAGAGCUGUGGAGGUCGGACUUGGAAUCAUUGCUGUUGGCCUACUAGGCGUCAGGGCGCUGUUUUGGUUCACACGAAACUCAUCAGGCUGGGUCAAGCAGUUCUUCCAUCUGAUCGAGCUAGCUUUGUCAGCGGGUAUUGCAGUAGGCUCUAUUCUCUUUAUGAGGCAGUGGACCGACAACAAGAUCAAGGAUGUGUGGGACAUUGAAGUGUGGCAGGCAGAACGCCAGCAGGGACGAAAGUUGGCAAAGAGCGAGACCGCAGAAAGCACUCAGUGGCUCAAUUCGCUAGUCGCAUCAAUUUGGCCUCUGAUUAACCCUGACUUGUUCACUAGCAUCUCAGACACACUCGAGGAUGUCAUGCAAGCCUCCUUGCCAAGCAUGGUACGUAUGGUUGCAGUCAAGGACCUGGGACAGGGAAGUGAAGCGAUCCGCAUCCUGGGUAUAAGAUGGCUGCCAACAGGUGCCGCAGCAAGAUCCGUGAAUGCCGAUGGAAAACUGAAGACUGCAGCCGAAGAGAAAGGAGACAGGACCGUUGCUGAUAACGGUGAGAGCGAAAAUGACGAGCCUCAGGACAGCAUGGAGGCUGAGGAAGGCGACUUUGUCAAUAUGGAGAUUGCGUUUGCAUACCGUCCCGCAACUGGACAUGGCAUCAAGUCGCGCGCGAAUCAGGCCCAUCUUUACCUCGCUUUCUACCUCCCUGGCAAGAUUUUGCUACCUGUUUGGGUAGAUCUCUCAGGUAUCGUAGGCGUUGUUCGUAUACGACUGCAACUUUGCCCUGAUCCUCCUUUCUUCUCAAUCUGUACCAUGUCUUUCUUGGGCCAACCGAAGGUGAACCUCUCUUGUGUACCACUCAUCAAGAAGGGUCCCAACCUCAUGGAUGUACCGCUUAUCUCAAGUUUCGUCCAGUCCUCCAUGGAUGCUGCGCUUGCUGAAUAUGUGGCGCCGAAGUCCCUGACCCUCAAUCUCAAAGACAUGAUGAUGGGCGAUGACUUCAAGAAAGACACAGUCGCCCAAGGAAUACUGAUCGUCAGAAUCCAUCACGCAUUCGAUUUCAAAGAAGGCGAUGCAGGCCUAGGACCCCUCAAGAAGGGUUCUGCAGAUCCAUACGUGACCGUGGGGUGGGCAAAAUUCGGUAAGCCCAUAUGGUCUACUCGUGUGCUGCAGAAGAAUAUGGAGCCAUACUGGGGAGAGGAGUGCUACGUUCUGGUCACGCCUGAAGAGCUCAACGUGGAUGAGCGCUUGAGGAUACAGUUGUGGGACUCGGAUCGAACGAGUGCCGACGACGAUCUUGGCCGUAUCGAGCUGGCUCUGAAGGACAUCAUGAAGGGCCAGGAAACCAACGGCAAGAUGCAAGACCGCGAAGAUGGUUUCAAGGCUCUCAAGGCUGGCGAGGGCAUGCCUGGAAAGCUUUCCUGGAGCCUAGGAUACUACUCGAAGACUAGGAUUACAGAUAGCCAGUUGGAGCAACAAGACGAGGAUCCUGAUAUCAACACUAUCGACCAGCUCAAGAAAGAGUCGUACGCGAUGGCAGAAGAUAAACUACGCGAGGCGAGCGUAGAUCACGCACAUGAGGUGGAUCAGCAGAAAAAGCAGGACUUUCAGUCGCGUCAGGACCAACUCAUUAUUGCGUCUCCACCAGCACAGGACUACCCAUCUGGCAUUCUUAGCAUCCAGAUCCACCAGAUCACAGGACUGGAGCUGGAGACACUGAACAAGAAGAAGUCAGACAAGAAUUCGGAAGCCAGCGAGGAAGAGGAGGAAGGCGACGAGCUGCCGUCGGCAUACUGCAACAUUAUUGUCAACCACAAGAAGGUGUUCAAGACUCGUACCAAGCCAAAGAACUCCAAACCAUUCUUUAACGCUGGGUGUGAGCGCUUCAUCCGAGAUGUACGCAACACCGAGGUUCAUAUCUCGGUCCGCGAUGCCCGCGUACAUGAAGACGAUGCCUUGCUUGGCAUCAUCUACCUUCCUCUAGAGAAGGUGUUCAACGAGCGAUGUCAAGUCAACUCCAUCUACCCACUGGCCGGUGGUGUAGGAUACGGACGCGCUCGCGUUUCUCUGGUCUUCCGCAGCUUGCAAGUCCAACUGCCAAGGGAGCUUCUGGGCUGGGAGUACGGCACGUUAGAUAUCAAAUCUACUGUCAAGGCUAUCGAAAUCCCACAAAACCUACAACCUCUGAGGAUGAAAGUCAGUACCAACCUCAGUCGGGGCAAGUUCCAUUCGAGGGGAAGAGAUGGUAAGGUCAGGCAGAACGAUGAGGGCGCUACCAUGUGGAGAUCACGAGGAGAUCGUCAUGUCCGCCUGCCGGUGAAACAGCGCUACGCAUCACCGCUGAUUGUCGAGUUCCGACAAGACGCUACUCUACGGGAUCAUAGCCCGGCCUUCUGCAUCUUGUGGUUGAAGGAUAUCUGCGACAACCAAGAACAAACAAUCCGCCUCGACGUCUGGAAGGGUGAUCUCAAGCGUGCCAAGAACAACAUGCUCGACUCGUACGGCGAGAAAGUGGGCCAGAUCGAAAUGACUUUGACCUUCUGGUCCGGGCUCUCGGGCUAUCAUGAGGAUUACGCCAAGGGCGAUAAAGAUCUCCUCAAUGUCCUAGAAGUUCUCGACGUGUGCAACGACCAGGAAUACUCGGACUGGGAUGAGACGAAUAAUUCGGGGCCGCCCAACACUCAGAGCAAUAGUUCCGACGACUCAUCCUCCUCGUCAGACUCUGAUUCUGACGGAGAAGCCCAAUCGACCAUGGAGAAGAUUACUCCAAACUUCCUACAAAAGCACAAGAAGACGGAUAGCAAGCUCGGCGAUGACGGUGAGAGGGGCACUGUGGGCCAAGUCAAGGAUUACAAACAGCAUCACAAAGAGUUGCAUAGAAAACACAGGGGUAUGAUGCAGUGGAAAGGACCCAGAACCGUUGCGUGGAUGAAGCAUACGGCAGACCGCGGGAAGAACAAGGUGAAGGAGCUUGUGCAUCACAAAGAGCGGGGUGGUGGUGGGGGAAUAGAGACAGAAGCGUAG